AUGCCGAUUAAAGCCACUGUUCCCAUUCGUAUUGCCGUCCAGAUCUUGCAAGCAGUGAUUGCGAGGUAUAGGGGUAUCUUUGUCGUGUUCGUGACACGUGUUGUGAGAAGUAUACUCUAUCUAUGGCGGAAAGGCAGCAAAGGCGUCUACUAUGCAUUCAAGCUCAUCUUCUUCCAGAGAUCGUUGGUGUUUACGUUUGCAAUUGCCUACAUCUACGAAGUUGUACCGAAAUUGUUGAAAAAGACGCUAUCUCAUUUCUACCGCUUCAAAUUUGACACUCUCCAUGAAGAUCUAGCCAGCAUUUUGGUAAGCCCGUUUAGCUCGGACAACUUGGCCAUCUUUUUGGCCCGUUUGGUCGCCACCAUGAAUGCCUUGAACCCAUUGUUUGUGAAAAUGCUAGCUCCGCUCGUGCAGGAAAAGCAGGUUCGAUUUGCCUCCACCUUCAUGGCGGGUCUCACUGCUGCGCUCUUGAAUUUCCCCAAUUUCCAAGAAGAGCGAAUACAAAAGGACCGCUUCUAUACGUUUGACUGGACUUUGAUUCUAGCUACAAAGGCCAUCGACUCCGUCAUGUCAACGGUCUUCUCAAGGAUCAUCGACUUGCCUCCAGGCACAAGCGGGUUCAGUGACUUGGUCUUGUGCACCGUUGCCGUGUAUCUCCUUAUGGAUGCUUGGUUCUACAACCCGGAGAAAUUGAACCCCAGCUACUUGAAAUGGUUGAACAAGAUGUCCAACAUCGAUGCAGAUGUGUUGCAAGGAAUGAGAUACUUGCGAGAUGGCUCGUUGAACUACGGACCAGCCAGUGCUGGACUUCCCAAUCAACACCAUUUCGAAAACGUUGCCAGGAAAUACGGCAAGGAUGCAAGCUUGGGAGACCUUACCAUCCACGACAAACUACCGUGCGAAGUGCUACACCAAUUCAGAAGCAAAAGCUGUGUCAAACACGCAGCCUAUACCUUUUUCAGCCAGUUUGCAACCGCAUUCAAGUUUUACGGCUCGGUGAAUUUAUUCGUUUACACAAUGGUAAAGAAGUUCUAUGGCAACCCCUGUAAAAUAUUCUUGAGGACAAUAAGGUCAUCGUUGUCCUUGACUUCACUAUCAACUUUGCAUUGGUGCUGCAUCUGUGCUGUGCGAAAUUACCAUCCGCACAUAUACGAUCAGAGGUUUUGGGACGUUAUGGGACCUAAAAUUGGAGCUGCAGUGGCAAGCUUUGGAAUCGCUUUUGAAAGCGCGAUAAGGAGAAGUGAUUUGCUAACAGUGAUUGCCCCCAAGGCCCUCGGAACAUUGCUUGACUCUACUCCUUCGGAAAAGAAUCUUUGGAUGGAAACAAUAGUGUUUAGCGUGAGCUUUGCAAUUUUGGUAGCAUAUGCGCGACUGAACCCGGCAAGAUUAAGAGGGUUGAUUGGAAAAGGUUUCGGCUACUUGAUCAAGUGA
Molecule: messenger RNA, 1431 nt
Organism: Lodderomyces beijingensis
Lineage: Eukaryota; Fungi; Ascomycota; Pichiomycetes; Serinales; Debaryomycetaceae
Source: the annotation of a GenBank genome assembly